AUGGCGUACGACCGGUACAUUGCCAUCUGCAAGCCACUGCAUUAUGAGAUAAUAAUGAACAGAACAGCUUGCAUUAAGAUGGCUGCCAGUGCUUGGGCUGCUGGUGUCAUGUACUCUGCACUACACACUGGGAGCACCUUCAGUCUACCCUUCUGCCACUCAAAUAUCAUCAACCAGUUCUUCUGUGAAAUACCCCAGCUGCUCAAGCUCUCUUGCUCUGACACAUACCACAGAGAGCUGGCAGCUCUUGUCUUCAGUUUGUGUUUAGCUUUAGGCUUUUUUGUUUUCAUCAUUGUGUCGUAUGUUCAGAUCUUCACUGCAGUGUGGAGAAUCCCCUCUGAGCAGGGCCAUCAGAAAGCCUUCUCCACCUGCAUUCCUCACCUUAUCGUGGUCUCCCUGUUUCUUUCCACUGGUGGCAUUGCCUACUUGAAGCCCAUCUCUGACUCCCCAUCCCCUCUGGAUCUCCUGGCAGCUGUUCUGUAUUGUGUGGUGCCUCCAUUGAUGAAUCCGGUCAUCUACAGCAUGAGGAACAGGGAGAGCAGCAGCGUGCAGAGACACGAGGCAGUGGAGGACGACAUUUCAUGGAACAUAGGGCCAGUGCAGGGGGCAGCAGCAAGUGACACAGCCAUGGAAAAAGCAUCUGUUAAAUUCAAACGCCAGAGGCUCCCCAUCAAUGUUGGCAUAGCCAUCGAAAAAAUAGGGGCUACCUGA
This is a messenger RNA of Alligator mississippiensis (American alligator), 711 nucleotides long. RefSeq names its product olfactory receptor 14L1-like. Gene Ontology annotation, biological process: G protein-coupled receptor signaling pathway. The coding region runs from base 1 to 711 and encodes 236 amino acids. The record is from RefSeq and is a predicted model, not a curated record. Gene Ontology annotation, cellular component: membrane. Gene Ontology annotation, molecular function: olfactory receptor activity; odorant binding. Lineage: Eukaryota; Metazoa; Chordata; Crocodylia; Alligatoridae. The transcript is spliced from 3 exons.